UCCGAGUGCGCCCGGGCUCUGCGGCAGCUGGAGGGGUGCUCCUGCGCCUGCUGGGGCCGCACCUCGAGCCGGGUCCGCCGGCGGCUCUGCAGCCAUGUCGGGCCGCUCGGUGCCACAUGCCCACCCGGCCACCGCCGAGUACGAGUUUGCCAACCCGAGCCGCCUGGGCGAGCAGCGCUUCGGGGAAGGCCUCCUGCCAGAAGAGAUCCUGACCCCCACCCUCUACCAUGGCUACUAUGUCCGGCCCCGGGCUGCCCAAGCUGGGGAGGGUAGCAGGGCAGGGGCCUCUGAGCUUCGGCUCAGUGAGGGCAAGUUCCAGGCAUUUCUGGAUGUGAGUCACUUUACCCCUGAUGAGGUAACCGUGAGGACUGUGGACAACCUACUGGAGGUGUCUGCCCGGCACCCUCAGCGCCUGGACCGCCAUGGCUUCGUGUCCAGAGAGUUCUGCCGAACCUACGUCCUGCCUGCUGAUGUUGACCCCUGGCGGGUCCGCGCUGCUCUCUCCCACGAUGGCAUCCUCAACCUGGAGGCACCUCGGGGCGGCCGACAUUUGGACACAGAGGUCAAUGAGGUCUACAUCUCCCUGCUCCCUGCACCUCCUGAUCCAGAAGAAGAGGAGGCAGCCAGUGUUGAGCCCUGAGUGCCACAGACCCAGCACCCUUUCUAGCUCCCACGGUGAUAGGACUAGCUGCUCACCACCCCAGAGGUAGCAGCAUCCUUGGGGGAAGGGAAAAGUGCAUGGUCACCAUGUAUGGUUUGGUCCCUUGGGACGUGUCAUAGUGUUUUCAUUUAGUUUUGGGUGGAGCUGAAUAAACCCAAAUCUCAGGGC
Molecule: messenger RNA, 829 nt
Organism: Physeter macrocephalus (sperm whale)
Lineage: Eukaryota; Metazoa; Chordata; Mammalia; Artiodactyla; Physeteridae
Gene: HSPB2
Product: heat shock protein family B (small) member 2
Exons: 2
Coding region: 95-640 (181 amino acids)
Biological process (GO): negative regulation of apoptotic process; protein refolding; response to heat
Cellular component (GO): nucleus; cytoplasm
Molecular function (GO): structural constituent of eye lens
Source: RefSeq, a predicted model, not a curated record